UUCUUUCUUUCUCUUAAUUUUUAAAAGUAGAUGGAUGAAUCCCCCACAAUUCGCCUCUAAUCCUAAUUCCAAUUUCUAAAAGUUCAUAACAUCUGAUUAACAUCCUCCGAGUCUGUUAGUUUCUCUCUGCGUAACCGAUCCCUCUCACUUUCUCUUCCCUUUCUCUCCCUUCUCUCGAUACUAUAUACUGAGAUUCAAACGCAUAUACUCUCUCUUUCAAAAAAAUCGAGUAAAAGAGAUGAAUAUAAUGGAGGUGUCGAUCAUACACCACAUCACGUUGGUUCUUGCCCUGUUGUGGAUCUCCAUUUCGAUCGGAUGGUCCCACCCCGUCCUUUUCUUCGUCGCCCUGUUGUAUCUCUACUUGGUAAAUGAGCGCUGCACACUGCGAUUACAAAGGCGAUUACAGUUCGAGGAAAGAAAAUGUGCCAAUCAAAGAAGGCUUCUCUCUGAUACGGAAUCUGUUCGAUGGUUGAAUCAUGCGGUCGAGAAGAUCUGGCCUAUAUGCCUUGAAAAGAUUGCGUCUCAGCAGUUCCUUCUGCCCAUCAUACCAUGGUUCUUGGACAAGUUCAAGCCUUGGACAGCUCGAAAAGCAGCUAUUCAGAAUCUUUACUUGGGUAGAAAUCCACCUUUGUUUACAGAUAUAAGAGUCCUUGCUCAACAAGCAGAUGAUGACCAUUUGGUUCUAGAAUUGGGGUUGAAUUUUAUGUCAGCAGAAGACAUGAGUGCAAUACUCGCAGUGCAACUGCGGAAAAGAUUAGGAUUUGGCAUUACAGCAAACAUGCAUGUAACUGGUAUGCAUGUUGAAGGAAAGGUACUUGUAGGUGUGAAGUUUCUCCGGGAAUGGCCGUUUAUCGGACGUGUCAGAGUAUGCUUUGUUGAGCCUCCAUAUUUCCAGAUGACAGUGAAGCCCAUAUUUGGUCAUGGGCUUGAUGUAACUGAACUUCCUGGAAUCUCAGGAUGGCUUGAUAAACUGUUGGAUGUCGCAUUUGGGCAGACAUUGGUUGAGCCCAACAUGCUUGUUGUUGAUGUGGAAAAAUUUGCUUCAGCACCCACAGGGGACUGGUUCACUGUCAAUGAGAAACCUCCUAUCGCUUAUGUACAACUGGAGAUUAUAGAAGGAGCUAACAUGAAACCAUCAGAUUUAAAUGGACUCGCUGAUCCAUAUGUGAAAGCCCACCUUGGUCCUUACAGAUUCCAGACGAAAAUCCAGCGAAAAACAUUAACUCCAAAGUGGCUGGAGGAAUUUAAAAUUCCUAUCAGCUCAUGGGAAGCACAAAAUUUGCUUGUUCUCCAAGUUCGUGAUAAAGACCCUCUAUUCGAUGACUCGCUCGGCAACUGUUGUGUGGACAUCAACGACUUAAGGGGAGGACAAAGACAUGACAAGUGGUUGCCAUUGAAUAAUAUUAAAAUGGGAAGGCUUCACUUAGCAAUAACUGUCAUCGAAGAUGAACCAGAAAAGGUGAAGAAAGAUCUUAAUGGUGAGGAAGAAGAAGCAGCCAAGCCCGCUGAAAGCACAACGCCCAAAUCGAGCUCUACUGCCGAAACCCGCAACAGCAAUGAAUACCUGGGUGAUGGCGAUCAGAAGAUGGCAGACGAGUUUGAACCCAUUGACAUUGAGGGACAAGAAAAGACAGGAGUGUGGGUGCACCGGCCCGGCAGUGAUAUCUCCCAAACAUGGGAACCUCGCAAAGGACGGGCCCGCUAUCUGGAGUCCCAACUUCUUAGAGAGACAAAUGAGGGGUUCAAAGAAAACCCUAGUUCACCUGCAUCACGAUCUCAUCUUAGCGAUACUAGUAACGAGGAGAGUUUGGAUGGUGGUAAAUCUCAUCGGCAUGCGAAACUAAAGAGAGGCCUUGGAAAACUAAGUUCAGUGUUUCACAGAAGUCCAAAAAAGGGAAGUGAAAGAGAGAGUGCUGACGUGCCGCUUCCAACUCCACCACCGAAUAUAAGGCCGCUUGGAGAGAAGCGGAUAUCAGUGAAGCUCAUAGUGGAUGAAGAUAUUGGAGGGAAAAAUGAAGGGUCUAAACUGGAGAAUGAAAACGAGCGCUUUAGUCCUGAAAAAGAUGAGGGAGAAAGCCCGGGCAGACGUCAUUUGAAGGACAAAGCAAAGAACAUGGUUAAGCAGGCGGGAAAAUCUGCUCAGAGCAUAAAAGGUGUAUUUAAUAGAAAAAGCUCCGGCAAGAAGAAAGAACAAUCAUUGGAGACUGACGAGAGGGAUGAGGCUGAUGGAUCUAACUUGUCGAACGGCACGUUAAAGGUUGAUCCUCUUGCAGUAGGGGAUUCUUCCAUAGAUAACCCAGUCCAGUCCCCCCGUGAGCUGCGCUAAAUAGUCAGUCACAUCCAGAAAUAUGGAUGCUGAGGAAUCCGAAAGUCUUGGUAAAGAUACAGGUUAGCGCAACUAGUCUUGUUUUUAAAAGAUAUAUUCAUAUGUGCAAGUAAGAACAACCAGAGAAGAAUCAGAGAUGGAUGUUAGGUAAAGAAGAGUUGAACAGUUGUUUUUCGGUGGCCUACAGUUACAAUGUGGUGUUUAAGGUGUAUGGUUUUUUCUUUCUUGCUAGGUGUUGCGUAUAAAAUUUAAGUACCUGUAAAUAGAUUUUGGUGUUUAGCUACUACUUGCGCUCACGUAGUUAGUUUUUCACCCAAAUUUUGAUUAGUCAGAUAAAAUUGUUAAAACAUUUUUUUUUUCCUCGAUCCAAAGUUUUAAACCUGGUGGAUAAUAGUAGCACUUAAUAGCAACACUAGCCUGAGUACCUGCGCUUUGCAAUAACUUGUAUAAUUGCAGAAUAAUUAUUUUUCUGA
Messenger RNA from Ananas comosus (pineapple), 2799 nucleotides. RefSeq names its product C2 domain-containing protein At1g53590-like. Lineage: Eukaryota; Viridiplantae; Streptophyta; Magnoliopsida; Poales; Bromeliaceae. The record is from RefSeq and is a predicted model, not a curated record. The transcript has 12 exons. The coding region runs from base 239 to 2326 and encodes 695 amino acids. Gene Ontology annotation, molecular function: lipid binding.